AUGGUCGACCCCGAGCUUGCCUGGCGAAUCUCCAUCGCCUCCGCCCCCAGCAAUUCAGCUUCCGCCCAAAAGCCAACCACACCGUACUGCUCCGCGUGUGCCUCGAGUCGCGGCAGGUCUCACUCCGCUUUUACCGUGGCAGCUUUGGUUGCAUAUGAGGUGCAUAAUUUGUAG
This is a messenger RNA of Gaeumannomyces tritici R3-111a-1, 174 nucleotides long. RefSeq lists its product as hypothetical. NCBI's taxonomy places the organism in Eukaryota, Fungi, Ascomycota, Sordariomycetes, Magnaporthales, Magnaporthaceae. Bases 1 to 174 code for a protein of 57 amino acids. The record is from RefSeq and is a predicted model, not a curated record. The transcript has 2 exons.